AUGUCAAGCGAGUUCAUUGAUGUGUUCUUUCCCCUUACUUCAUACCUGGUGCGGACACGGCAUCCGCGCACCUGGUACCACUUCUUCCCGCCGGAGCUGCAACGCCAGUGUUCCCGACCCUUAUAUGAGGUUACGGUUGACAGGGAAGGGCGCUAUGUUGUGCCCGUUAGAUGGCCGGCGCUGGCGCCAGUCAUCCUGCUCGGCGUUGCGGCCAUGUCUUUCUACGCUAUGAUGAACAUCUCAGCCCUCGGGAGCCACUGCCUGGUGUCCCGUUCAAGUCCCGUGCAGCCACUGUUUAUUUCUCUGGACAUAGCUGCCACAGCCUGCUCGGCGUUUUCAGCGUUAUAUGCCUGUGUCAACGACGAGCUCUCGGACACGUUCCAACCCGUGGCUGCUGGACGUGCAACAAGGGGGCUUCGCAAGAAACAAGUUGUCAACCUUUUGCUGGGAAACUGCAUUUUAAGCCUCUUGGCGUUCGCUGGACUGCAAAUUCCGUUCAUGGCCGAGAUGCUGUACGUCGGUACGACAAUUCUGGCAGCGUUCGUUGUGGGCACGUACCUUCGCCGUCGGCGCCAGCUGGGUCGCCAGCGGCUGUGGAAGCGGCUGACGUUCAGCGGCGGCUUGCUGGCCAUCUCCGGCAUCCCCCUGGACGCCACCCUCUGCCGCCGAUUUGGGCCCCACAUCAACCACGUCACACUGCUCUUCAUGGGUUGCCACCUCAGCAUGCUGGGGCUGCUCCUGUACGUACGGGAGGAGCUGAUCUUGCGGUAUGGUGACGCAAACGCUACGGUGGCAAAGGCUGCCGCUGGCGGUAGCGAUAGUGGAGACGCAGGUUUGGGUGCUCAGGAGCCUGACGGCGCAGAGCUCCAGCAUUUGUUGGGUAGCGAGGCCGUAGCCGCUGCCGGCAGUAGCAGCGGGGUUCUGGCGGCUGCGGGGGGCAUCAGUGGGGCUGCAGGGGCCGGGGCUUCCGCGGGAAAUGGAAGUUCUGGAAAACGCAAAAAUGAAUGA
Molecule: messenger RNA, 1008 nt
Organism: Volvox carteri f. nagariensis
Lineage: Eukaryota; Viridiplantae; Chlorophyta; Chlorophyceae; Chlamydomonadales; Volvocaceae
Exons: 3
Coding region: 1-1008 (335 amino acids)
Source: RefSeq, a predicted model, not a curated record